CUCUGAGAAAAAAAAGGGCUUCUUCUUAUACAAACAAUAUGAGACAAUUAAAGCACCAUGAACAAAAACUGUUAAAAAAAGUGGACUUUCUUCAAUGGAAGAAAGACGACACACUUCGUGAAAUAAAAGUGAUUCGUAAAUACUUUUUGCAGCAGAGAGAAGAUUAUCACAAAUACAACAAGUUAGUUGGAAAUAUUAUAUCUUUAGCAAACAAGAUCUCUUUGUUAGAUCCUCGAGAUCCUUUCAGAACACAACAGGAAAAGGCUUUAUUGGAGAAAUUGUACAACAUGGGCAUUGUGAAUGCAACCACCAAAUUUUCAGAUUGCCGUAAAGUGACAGUAUCCGCAUUCUGUCGUAGACGUCUGCCGAUUGUUAUGUGUAGAUUAAAAAUGGCUGAAACUGUAAGAGAAGCAGUGACAUUUGUUGAACAAGGUCAUGUUCGUGUUGGGCCUCAAACAAUUACAGAUCCUGCAUUCUUGGUUACUAGAACAAUGGAAGAUUAUGUUACAUGGGUAGAUACAUCAAAGAUAAAGAGAAAGAUUAUGAAAUACAACGACAAGCUGGACGACUACGAUCUUUUAUAAAUUUUAAAGCAUAUCCCAUUCAUACAUACGACUAAUAAAAUGUAUCAUCAUUUACACGCAUUAUUGCUAUAUCAAUGGAAUAUCUAUAUAAGCGCUUCGGAUUUCAUAUUAUCCUCGUUACCAUCAAAUAGAUACACAACGUGUCUUAUUUUAUUCUUCUAAAUUGUACAGACUAUUUGAAAAAACUUCAUUAAGUUGAAUAUGCCAAUUUCGUUUUUGCAAGCUUGUAAAAGUCAUUAGGGAAAGCAGCGUUGGACAACAUUUAUGUAAUGGUAUUGACAUCUUUGCGCGUAUUUAUUACCUUAUUACAGGCGUCUG
Messenger RNA from Rhizopus microsporus ATCC 52813, 902 nucleotides. RefSeq names its product alpha-L RNA-binding motif-containing protein. Gene Ontology annotation, molecular function: snoRNA binding; structural constituent of ribosome; rRNA binding. Bases 39 to 584 code for a protein of 181 amino acids. Gene Ontology annotation, biological process: rRNA processing. Gene Ontology annotation, cellular component: small ribosomal subunit; Mpp10 complex; small-subunit processome. The record is from RefSeq and is a predicted model, not a curated record. NCBI's taxonomy places the organism in Eukaryota, Fungi, Mucoromycota, Mucoromycetes, Mucorales, Rhizopodaceae. The transcript is spliced from 3 exons.